Molecule: messenger RNA, 6643 nt
Organism: Gorilla gorilla gorilla (western lowland gorilla)
Lineage: Eukaryota; Metazoa; Chordata; Mammalia; Primates; Hominidae
Gene: RPP30
Product: ribonuclease P/MRP subunit p30
Exons: 14
Coding region: 379-1281 (300 amino acids)
Biological process (GO): tRNA processing
Cellular component (GO): nucleolar ribonuclease P complex
Molecular function (GO): RNA binding
Source: RefSeq, a predicted model, not a curated record
UCCCAUGAGGCCAGGCUGCUUACUGGUAAUGCAUAAAGGACCACAUCCUGGUUCGCGAAGAGUUUGAGGGUAGAGGAAAAGGAGGGAGAAACUGAUCCUUCAUCACAGGAGUAUUGAAUAGUUGGGAAUUGGAACCCCUCCAAGGGGAACCAAACAUUGUCGUUCAGAAGAAGACAAAGAGAGAUUGAAAUGAAGCUGUUGAUUUCAACACACAAAUUCUGGUGGUAGAUGAAAGCAAAGCAAGUAAGUUUCUCCGAAUCCCUAGUCAACUGGAGGUAGAGACGGACUGCGCAGGUUAACUACAGCUCCCAGCAUGCCUGAGGGGCGGGCUCAGCGGCUGCGCAGACUGGCGCGCGCGGACGGUCAUGGGACUUCAGCAUGGCGGUGUUUGCAGAUUUGGACCUGCGAGCGGGUUCUGACCUGAAGGCUCUGCGCGGACUUGUGGAGACAGCCGCUCACCUUGGCUAUUCAGUUGUUGCUAUCAAUCAUAUCGUUGACUUUAAGGAAAAGAAACAGGAAAUUGAAAAACCAGUAGCUGUUUCUGAACUCUUCACAACUUUGCCAAUUGUACAGGGAAAAUCAAGACCAAUUAAAAUUUUAACUAGAUUAACAAUUAUUGUCUCAGAUCCAUCUCACUGCAAUGUUUUGAGAGCAACUUCUUCAAGGGCCCGGCUCUAUGAUGUUGUUGCAGUUUUUCCAAAGACAGAAAAGCUUUUUCAUAUUGCUUGCACACAUUUAGAUGUGGAUUUAGUCUGCAUAACUGUAACAGAGAAACUACCAUUUUACUUCAAAAGACCUCCUAUUAAUGUGGCGAUUGACCGAGGCCUGACUUUUGAACUUGUCUAUAGCCCUGCUAUCAAAGACUCCACAAUGAGAAGGUAUACAAUUUCCAAUGCCCUCAAUUUGAUGCAAAUCUGCAAAGGAAAGAAUGUAAUUAUAUCUAGUGCUGCAGAAAGGCCUUUAGAAAUAAGAGGGCCAUAUGACGUGGCAAAUCUAGGCUUGCUGUUUGGGCUCUCUGAAAGUGAUGCCAAGGCUGCGGUGUCCACCAACUGCCGAGCAGCGCUUCUCCAUGGAGAAACUAGAAAAACUGCUUUUGGAAUUAUCUCUACAGUGAAGAAACCUCGGCCAUCAGAAGGAGAUGAAGAUUGUCUUCCAGCUUCCAAGAAAGCCAAGUGGUCUCACUGUCACCCAGGCUGGAGUGCAGUGGCACAAUCUCGGCUCACUGCAACCUUUGCCUCUUGGGCUCAAGCCAUCCUCCCACCUCAGCCUCCCAAGAACUAGAAUUCAACAAAGACAACUUUUGAUCUCUCAUCAGAGAGAUCAUACUCCCAAGAACAGGCUUUGACCCUUCUUUAGAAGGUUGGUACCCAAGUAUACAUUUAUCUAUUUUAAGCUCAAAAUGCUUAACAGGAUGCAUGUUCAAUUUUUUGCAAUGUCCCACCUUAAUUUAUGAAUUAGUGAUGUACCAGUUACAGUUGCACCAGAUACAGUAAGAUUUUCAUGUUAUAGAAAGGAGGUAAAAUUAUUUGCAGAUACGACUGUCUUGGAAAACUCGUGAAAUAAAUGGGAAAAAAGUAGAAAUAUAGGUACCUUUCAGCUUACGUCCAUUUACUAUACAUUUGUGUAGUAUGUGUUUGCAGUUGUGCCUGCUUUCUAUUCAUACAUGUUUAUGCCAUUGUUCAUGAUAGUAGGGCAUGAUGGCUGAUCACCAGUGAAUAGCAGAGGCAAGUUUCCUUCUAAUAUUUACUUUCGUUAGAAUGAACCACUAAUUUAAUUGCUACAGGAUGCCAAUACCUCUGCCAAACCAAGAUGAAGUUUGGCAGAGUGGCCAAUUGUAUAAAUACACAAAAACCAGUUUUGAUUAAUAACCUGUUAAGUAAUUUUAAAAGAUGACACUAUUCACAAAGACAUAAAUUACCAAGAAAUGUGUAGGGCCUCUAUAAAGAAAACUUAAUGAAAGUAAUAAGAGAAUAAAGGGAAAAUAAAGACUAGAAUACAUGGAGAGAGACAUUCUGUUUUCUUGAAUAAGACAAAUUGUAAAUCAAAUUCUCCCCCAAAUUACGCAUUUAACAAAAUUUAAAAUCAAAAUGCCUAUAAGUAUUUUUUGUUUUCUUGUUUAUGUAUUUGGUCUUUGGACUUGGUAUUCUCAAAGAGUAAAUAUGAGAAUUGGAAAUUUCAGGAAAAAACCUAAUGGGAGGGACUUACAAUGCUGAAUGUUACAGAGUAUAACAAAACUCUAGUACUGUAAUUAAAACUAAUUGGUGCAGAAAUUCAGAACAGUGAAAAGAGCAGGAAGUCCAAGAUCAUACUUUAGAUAUAGGAAGAAAUGAUGGAUUGAUUGUUCAGUAAGUGAUACUGAAAUAAUUGGUUAUCUAUUUGGGAGAGGCAGUACAGCAUACCAGUUAAGUGCAUAGGGGAAAGAAAAACUAAAUGCAUUUAAAGCCCUACUUGCUAGUACUCAUUAGCUAUGACCUUGGGCAAAUUAUGUAACCUCCCUGUGCCUCACUUCAUCUGUUCUCCCUACCUGUCACAUUAUUGCAAGGAUUAAGUAGGUUAGUAUUUGUGGAAGGCUUACUUUGAACAGGGCCUGUCAUAUAAAAUGUACCAACUACGGCCAGGUGCCAUGGCUUACACUUGUAAUCCCAGCCCUUCGGGAGGCCAAGGAGGGCAGAUAACUUGAGGUCAGGAGUUCAAGACCAGCCUGGCCAACAUGGCAAAACCCCGUCUCUACUAAAAAUACAAAAUCAGCCAGGCAUGGUGGCCCAUGCCUGUAAUCCCUGCUACUCGGGAGGCUGAGGCAGGAAAAUUGCUUGAACCCGGGAGGUAGAGGUUGCACUGAGCUGAGAUCGCACCACUGCAUUCCAGUCUGGGCGACAGAAUGAGACUCUGUCUAAAAAAAAGAAAGUACCAACUAUUUUAUUAUUUAUUACUUCAUUAUAUUAAUUUAAAUAUUGAAGUGUCAGCUAUCAUUUAGGAAAAAACUAAGUCAAAUCUCUAUCUCACACCCAAUACACACCCAUAGUAAAUCCAGGUAGAUUAAAGAUUUAAAUUUUUUUAAAAACUUGUAAAAUACUAGAGGAAAAUGUAAGUUAAUUAAAAAAAUAAUAAUCUUGGAUUGCAAUAGACCUGCCAAGCAUGGUCAUCAAAGCCAGAAAACAAAGUUUGAUUGAUUUGUCUCUACAUAACAACAAGUAGGAAAGUACAUUUACAAUGCAUAUUCCAGGAAGGUUUCAUAUGCUUAGCUUUUAAGAAUUUUUUUUUUUUAAAUACCCAACAUGACAUGCUGUUAGCAUCCACAGAGAUCCCCAUUCCCAGGGUGGUGUACCUAUAUUGCCAGUGCUUCAGAUGUUGGGUACUAAUGACUUCACCCUUUUCCAGAGGAUUGUCCUGGGCUGAUGAGAGUCACUUUACCUGAAGAUACCUGGGAAGUUUUGUCUUCUCUGAGGUUGGCCCAUGGCCAGUGACUGAUGCAGGACAUUACAGCCUUGCCCACUGGCCUCGGUGGUACAAUUUAUGCUCCUUAGCACCCCACGGGAUUACGCUGUGUUUGGAUUUCUCCUGAAAACCACAUAUUUGCCUCUUCUUCCCUGUUCUGUUUUUUCUCAUUCCCUUAUAGAGGACUCUCAGUAAGUCACUUACACAAGAAUCCUAAUUUGAAAUGCUGCUUCCAGGAGACCUGACUUAGAAAAUUGGACAAAUAAAGUUGAUUUUUUUAAAUGUCCAGUAACAUGAAGAUGCUGAACUUUCCUAGUCAUUUAGGGGGAAAUCACCACAAAUAUAUCUGGCUGAUCAGGUUGAAAGUUAAAAGAAAAAAAGAUUUAUAAAGUGGAUAUUUUCAAGAUGGUGUGGAGGGAGAUACAAUUUGAUGCAAGUCUUAUACUUUUGAUGUCAAUUUAUUCUUCAGAAAUAACUGGUUAAUUAUAAAGGGUGGAUGGAUAAGGAUAUUCACUGCAACAAUGUCUUAAAUGUGAAAAUGGAAACAACCUAAAUACCCAAUAAUAACAGGAUUAAAUAAUUCAUUGUACAUUAAAAUAAAAUAAUACUGUCUAUAAAGAUGUCUAGAAUAAGUUGUUCAGUUGAAGUUGUAAAGCUAAAUACACAAUACCCAUAAUGUGCACAGAAAUAAUCAGAAUGUCAUGAAACCAGGAUUAUUGGUGAUGUGUUGCUUCCUUUGUUACUCAUUUCUGUAUUGGCAUAAUGAGUAUUGGGUGUUCAAGAGGAGGGGGAAGGAAGUAUGACAAAUGUUAUGGGGAAAAAGCAAAGUACAACAGGAAGACACCUUGGGGGAACUAAUAGAAUCUAAGGACUCAAGGAUGGCUUCCUGGAGGAAAUACAGCUAGACCAAAGGGGAGGAAUGAGAAGUGAUGUGAUGGCGUGGAGUGGGCUGUAGUGGGAAGAAGAGUCUUCCAGGGAGCUGGCACAGUAUGUGAAAACAGUAAAGCAAGUGCCUGGAUUUUUUAAGGAACUGAAAAUUUAGUUGAGUUGAAAUUUAGAGUUUGGCUAGGAAGGUUAUGAGAGAUAAGAAUAAAGAGUUAACAGCAGCCAGAUUUUAAGGAUUUUAUAAGACAUUUUUAGGAGUUUUUAUUUCAUCCUGAGAGAAAUGUGAAGCCAUCGAAGGGUUGAAAGAGGAGAGUGAAUUGAUAAGCAUUGCAUUUUAGAAAAAUCCCUCUAUCUGCAACUUGAAAAACAUUCUGGAGGUAAGCAAGCCUGGAGGCCAGGAGCCUAGGAGGGCUAUUUGAUCCAGAUGAGAAGUAAUGGUGACCUGAACUAGGGCAGAGGCACCUAGGAUUGGAAAACAUGGACAGAUCACAGCACUACUUAUGUAGUAUACUUGGUAAGACCUGGUGGUUGUUUAAAAGAGAAGGAUGAGGGAAAGAAGGUCAAAAACAACUUCUAGGACUCUCCAUUGGCCAGUGUGGUGUGCCCUUCACUGAAGAGCAAACACAAAAUGAAAGAUUGUGGGCAAAGAGUUGAGUCAGUGAGAAGGCAAGGAGAGAACCUUAUAAAAAAAAUGACUAUGUGAUUAAAAACUUAAAAAUUUCCCCCAACGUGUUUAUCUUUUCCAUUAGCAGAAAUAAUUAAGAGUUGUCUUAAUUCUAAUGGGAUUUAUUCCAUAUUGUCUCUCAUGCCCUCUACCUAGUUAUUAGUGCAAAUAUUUAUAUGUGGCAACAUAAAACUUUUUAACUCUUUAUUCUCUUCUCUCGUGUACCCUCCCAGCUCUUUAGGGGAGGUGGAUUUGAGGCAGAUACCAUAAAGAAAAGUUGGUCACAUGGUGGUAACACGUUGAAGUUAUGCCACAUGAGACAUCAGCACUGGCAAGAGAAAUGUCUGUGUUGUAGAUGUUUCACUUGGAAGAAAUUGAAGGACCCUGAGCCUUAAAAGUCUGACAAACUUAAGCCAGGACCCCUGUGGGGAAGGUAGAGGGGCCAACAAACAAGAUUGGGAGUCAGAGAGAUAACAGUGAAAUCCCCAAUGCCUGUGGGAGGUGGACUCCCUGGAUUAGUACUAGAUAGAAAAGGUACAAAAAUAUUUCAAACCAUUCUCACAACUCUAUAUGUGUCUAUGACCAGAUAACUGGAAGACCUUCUGGUUAUGGACUAUGCGUAUACACUCUCCCAGAUAGUUAGAGGCAUAUCUAAGAGGUUAACAUAUAUAUGAUCUUAUCCAAAAUGGGUCUCUUGGUGCUAGUGUUUCACAUCAGACUUCACUGGCUUUCAUGUAUUUCCACAAGUGCCAAACAUUUCUCAUAUCCUUGCUGUAUUCCAUAGAGCAGUGUUCCUGCUACCUGGAACACUUGAUUCUUGAAUAACUCCUGUUUACCUUUCAGACAAACCCUAAAGGUUACCACCUCAAAAAAGUCUUUAUAGAAGCCUCAUCAUCUUAGACACUCUGUAUUGUUUCCUUCAUCGUAUUUUCAACAGACAGAUACUGUGCACUUACUGCCUCACUUAACGACAGGGAUACGUUCUGAAAGGUGCAUCAUUAGGCGGUUUUGUUGUGUGAACAUCACAGAGUGUUACUUACACAAACCUAAAUGAUACAGCCUACUAAACACCUAGGCUAUAUGAGCAAUACAGCCUAUUGCUCUUAGGCUUCACACUUGUACGACAUGUCACUGUACUGAAUACUGUAGGCAACUAUAACACAAUGGUAAGUAUAUUGUGUAUCUAAACAAACAUAGAAAAGUAAUGCACUGUACUAUGAUGUUACAACAGCUAGGAUGUUGCUAUCAAUAGAAAUUUUUCAGCUUCAUUUUAUUUUUAUGGGACCACCUUUGUAUAUGUGGUUCAUUGUUGGCCGAAACACCAUUCUGUGGCACAUGACUAUGUAUUUAUUCCUCAUUAUUCCUUUAAUAUUCAUCUCUUCCAGGAGGGCAUGUCAUGGACAAUCUCUUUUUCUUACCACAGGUCUUAGGACCUGGCCUAGCACCUGGCCAAGAACUACUGGCAUACCUCCUUUUAUUGUGCUUCAAUUUAUUGUGCUUUGCAAAUACUGAAUUUUUUGCAAGUUGAAGAUUUGUGGCACCUCUGUAAACAGCAAGUCUAUUGGUGCCAUUUUUUCAACAUCAUGUGCCUGUUUCUUGUCUCUCUCAUGUCACAUUUUGGUAAUUUUCACAAUAUUAAAAACUUUUUCAUUAUUAUUA